GGCGGCCUUGGUGUGCCGUGACCGGUCGGCGAAGGCCCCACCCGACCCGGCCCGGCCAGCUCCUCCACCGUGUCCUGUGCAGUGUGCCGACAAGUACCGACGGCUGCCAAUGGCCGGACCCGUGGUAUCCGGUUACGCCGCCUCACCGUCUCGGCGGGGCUGUUACCGGAGGUCGGUCGGCGUCAGCCCCCUCCCCGCCCCGCCCCCGCCGCGGCCACAAGUUCAAGUUCAGAGCGGCGCGGCGUGUUGCGCUGGAGCGCGGUGGGAAGGGGGAGGUAGUUACCGUCUCAAGGGUACCGACGGACACAGUAUAUAACGUGCCACAGAGCCGCCGAAAGGCAGUACAGCUCUGUACAGCUCACAGUCAACAUGGCCUACGCUAAGGUGCUGACCGCGUGUGCGCUGGUGGCCGCUGCUAGCGGAGCUCCCAGCACACCCCUGGCCUACGGCCACGGUUACGCCCAUGGCUACGCCGCCUCUCCUGCCGCCUACGGCCUCGGCUACGCCGCCGUCGCACCGGCGCCCGUCGACGUGGUGGUCGGACACGCUCCGGUCGCCAAGUCUGUCGAGGUGGUCGACUACGUGAACCCGCACCCCAAGUACGACUUCAGCUACGGCGUCUCGGACGGCUACACGGGCGACCACAAGUCGCAGGUGGAGAGCCGCGACGGUGACGUCGUGCGCGGACAGUACCGGCUCGUCGACCCCGACGGCACCGAGCGCGUCGUCACCUACACCGCCGACGACUACAACGGAUUCCAGGCCACCGUCGAGAAGCGCCCUCUCGGCUACACCGCACCCGUGGCUGCCCACGGCUACGCCGCCCCCGUUCCCGCCGUGGCUGCCCACGGCUACGCCGCCGCCGUUCCCACCGUGGCUGCCCACGGCUACGCCGCCGCCGUGCCGGCCGUGGCCGUGCACGCCGCUCCGGUGGCCGUCUCCCACCAGUCGGUCACCAAGUCGGAGGGUUACGAUGUGCCCGUCGUCAAGGAGACGGUGCACACGGCGCCCGUCGUGGCCAAGGCGGUGCCGGCCGUCCACGCUGUCCACUCUGUGCACGCCGCGCCGGCCGUGCACUCUGUGCACACCGUGCACGCCGCCCCUGCCGUGCACUCCAUCAGCCACGGCUAUUAACUAACUCCUGUACUUUCUGUAAAAAAUGUACAACUAUCCAAAGAACUGUGUUGCCACUGUGAAAUGUACAGAGCUGUAUGCUCCGUAUUUUGAUGAUCUUCUCUUCUAAAUGUUGUGUCGUGUUUAAUACAUGCCAAGACUGUACCUA
Amphibalanus amphitrite is the source of this 1282-nucleotide messenger RNA. RefSeq names its product cuticle protein 19-like. The transcript is spliced from 2 exons. Lineage: Eukaryota; Metazoa; Arthropoda; Thecostraca; Balanomorpha; Balanidae. Gene Ontology annotation, cellular component: extracellular matrix. The record is from RefSeq and is a predicted model, not a curated record. Bases 370 to 1134 code for a protein of 254 amino acids.